GUAACACGAUGGUGGAUUGAGACUCUGUACUUGUUUUCUGAAAUCGUUACGCCAUUGGAGUCGCUUUUAAAUCUUGAUCUCACUUUUCUUCAUUACUACUCUAAAUCAUUGAGAUAGCAGAGAAUCCCAAUCUUAAGAUCAUCAUCAUUGUUAGAGAGAAAGUGUAUUGUUCUUAAUUUAGCUCUUUCAUCUUUGCCCAAUCGGUGCUUCCGAGAUUUCGCUUAUCUUGUUCCUAUCUUUAUAGAGCAAACAAUGGCGGAUCUCAAACCCAGGAUCGAGAUUUCGUUCCUUGAAACCUUCAUUUGUAGCGCUUUCGCAGCUUGUUUUGCUGAGUUAUGUACAAUACCGUUGGACACAGCCAAAGUAAGGCUUCAGCUCCAAAGAAAGAUCCCCACCGGAGACGGUGAGAGUUUGCCCAAGUACAGAGGCUCAUUGGGUACUCUAUCUACCAUAGCAAGAGAAGAAGGUAUUUCAGGGCUUUGGAAAGGUGUAAUUGCAGGACUGCAUCGUCAAUGUAUCUAUGGUGGCUUGAGGAUCGGGUUAUAUGAGCCUGUCAAGACAUUUUUGGUUGGAAGUGACUUUAUUGGGGAUAUUCCACUAUAUCAAAAGAUUCUUGCAGCUUUGUUAACCGGAGCUAUUGCUAUUAUAGUAGCAAAUCCAACUGAUCUUGUUAAGGUUCGGCUUCAAUCAGAAGGAAAACUACCGGCUGGAGUUCCUAGGCGUUAUUCUGGAGCUGUAGACGCUUAUUUCACCAUAGUGAAGAUGGAAGGAGUUAGUGCGCUGUGGACAGGGCUUGGUCCUAAUAUUGCAAGAAACGCGAUUGUAAACGCUGCUGAGUUAGCUAGUUAUGAUCAAAUAAAGGAGACAAUUAUGAAAAUUCCAGGCUUCAGAGACAGUGUUCUAACUCAUAUGCUAGCUGGUUUAGCUGCAGGAUUCUUUGCUGUCUGUAUCGGUUCUCCAAUUGAUGUGGUGAAAUCUAGAAUGAUGGGAGACUCUACUUACCGAAACACAGUCGAUUGCUUCAUCAAAACGAUGAAGACUGAGGGAAUUAUGGCCUUCUACAAAGGGUUUCUCCCGAAUUUUACACGACUAGGAACUUGGAAUGUCGUUAUGUUCCUCACACUUGAACAAGUGAAAAAAGUGUUUCUAAGAGAAGUACUGUACGAUUGAUUCUGAGAAGAACCAUGUCUUAUUACAUAAUUCUUCUAAGACCUCGAACUGUUAGAGCAUAUAUACUUCUGUGUUAUGAGCUUUCUCAUUUAGAUUAAUAAUAUAGAACAUAUUAUUCAAUCUUAUUCUAUAUUUUUCGUUU
This is a messenger RNA of Eutrema salsugineum, 1312 nucleotides long. Its product is annotated as mitochondrial uncoupling protein 2. Lineage: Eukaryota; Viridiplantae; Streptophyta; Magnoliopsida; Brassicales; Brassicaceae. Gene Ontology annotation, biological process: mitochondrial transport; mitochondrial transmembrane transport. The transcript has 9 exons. Bases 253 to 1170 code for a protein of 305 amino acids. Gene Ontology annotation, cellular component: mitochondrial membrane. Gene Ontology annotation, molecular function: oxidative phosphorylation uncoupler activity. The record is from RefSeq and is a predicted model, not a curated record.